This is a messenger RNA of Leptopilina boulardi, 1329 nucleotides long. RefSeq lists its product as uncharacterized. Gene Ontology annotation, cellular component: mitochondrion. Bases 147 to 986 code for a protein of 279 amino acids. The record is from RefSeq and is a predicted model, not a curated record. The transcript has 5 exons. Lineage: Eukaryota; Metazoa; Arthropoda; Insecta; Hymenoptera; Figitidae. Gene Ontology annotation, biological process: cobalamin metabolic process.
UCAGUCAGAAAAAGUUAACUAUAUACGCAAAUCUAAAUCUAUAUCUAGCAUGUAAAGUGGAAGUUUGAUGGUAAUAAACAGUCAUUGACUGCGUUUAGUUAGUAAUUAAUUAGUGCAAGUAUGAAAAAAUAGAGAUUUUAAUAAAAAUGCUUUGUAUUCGUAAUUUUGGGAAAAAUUGCAUCUCACGGCCUGUCAGAUUGAUUUUGAAGGCUAAUUAUUCGCGACGCAGUAAGGAAAAUACAAGUACUUUUGAAAUUAUUAAAUCCAAUAAUGGAGAAUCUGUUGACGAUUUCGAUAAUACCAUUUUUGGGGCGAAUCCAAAUUGGGAAUUACUCACACCACGAGGAUUUAGGUUUUAUUUACCAGGAAGUAUUGGCCCUGGUUGGUUAGAUGCUUCAACCAUAGCUCAGGUAGAAACACAUUCAGAAAUUUUGCCCGCUGAUGAUUCAUUUUUAAAUGAAAUGACAUCGAAUAGUAAAAAGAAUACAAAAACAAAAAGAAGAAGGAAAAGUGAUCAUCCUAUUUUACAUUUUGUUGCACAACAAUGUCCAAUAUUAUUGAGAAAAGAGAUAGCCGAACUUUUUCCAGGAUGUCCGGAAGUACAUUCACCGCAACUCACAAUAAUUAGUCUUAGUCAAAAGAUAUAUGUAAAAACGGCGAGAUGGAGUAAGGAAGAGGAGGCUGAGAAGGUUGCCAAAUAUUUUGUACUGGCAGCAUCUGACAUUUGUAUGAAAUUGAAGAUGAUUGGAUUUUGGUCAGAUUUCAUUAAUCCAUUUAGUGGACAACCAUAUAAUAAUAUUUUGAAAAUUAGUCCCUUUUACAAAUCAAAUCCAAGUAAAAGAUGUUUGGAUUUUAAAAUUGAUCAAAAAGAUAAUUGUAAAAUAAUUUCCUACGAUAAAAAAGCAAACAACUUUAUCGGUAAUCUGUAUACAACAGCGCCGUCUACAUUUUUAAAAGAGAUAAUAUAUGAAAAAAAUGUUCAAUAAUUUUUAGCAUGUCUGAAAAUAAAUACUUUGUUGAUAGUUUCAAUGUUUAAUUAAUAAACAAAAAAAGGUCUGGUACAAGAUCUGUGAACAUACACGUGACUGAAUUAAUUGGAACUUUGUAUAAAUGUAUUAAUUUUUAGUGAAACUAAACUGACAAAAAGAAAAUUAAAGUCGAUUAUAGUUGAAAUAUUAUUAAAUUAAAUGAUUGAGAAAAAUUGAUUAAUUGAGAGUUUAAUAUUUUGUUUCCCCCAUAAUAAUCCGACGAAACUUCAAUCAUUAAAUUUAAUUAAAUUCAGCUAUAUUUAAAUCUGUGAGAUAAAAUAAAAACUUACGCUUAAAUUCA